This is a messenger RNA of Diprion similis, 571 nucleotides long. RefSeq names its product ejaculatory bulb-specific protein 3-like. NCBI's taxonomy places the organism in Eukaryota, Metazoa, Arthropoda, Insecta, Hymenoptera, Diprionidae. The transcript has 6 exons. The record is from RefSeq and is a predicted model, not a curated record. The coding region runs from base 70 to 453 and encodes 127 amino acids.
GCAGGCAGUCGAUUAGAGAUUCCGACGUGUGCUCUUCCGUUCUGUCUGGACCGCAUCGCGUCUGUAACCAUGAAGGUUGCCAUUUUUCUAUUGAUCGUUGUGGCUUGUGCCGUUACUGCAAAGCCUGGAGGGUACACGACAAAGUAUGAUAACAUCGACUUGGACAGUAUCCUGAACAGCAGACGUCUUCUUGAUAACUAUGUUAAUUGUCUUUUGGAUGCCGGAAAUUGUACACCGGACGGCAAAGAAUUGAAGAAAAUCCUGCCUGACGCCCUGAAAAAUGAGUGUAAAGACUGCAGCCAGAAUCAGAGACUUGGCUCGGAGAAGGUUAUCCGGUUCUUGGUGAACAAGCGUCCUGAUGCGUGGGACAAACUGGCUACGAAAUACGAUCCCGAAAAUGAAUACAAAAAGAAGUUUCAGACUGAAGCAGAAAAAGCUGGAAUCAAACUGUGAACGUGACUAAGAAGUAAUCUGUUUUCGUCUUUUUUUUUUGUUUUUUUUUUUUAAUACGAAUUUGUUAUUAUAUUUCUCCCAGAUGUGACAAGUUGUUAAAUAUAUACACCAAAUUUAC